CAACGAGGCCGGCGCUCGUUGGUUCGUUCGCUCAGUUGCUUCGUCACCAGGCGCCGCUGUGUGACAGACGCCCGGUGGGGGGGCCGAGUUCCGCGGCCCGGGCAGCAACGGCGGUGGCCCAAGCCGGCCGAGGAGAGGGCGAGGGAAGCCUUCGGCGAGGCCGCUCGGUCCGUUGUCGAGCGGGGCGCAGGGAGAGGCGGCCAUGGCCGGAGCCCCGGCCGGCGUCGAGCCGCCGCCUCCUCAGCCGCCGCCGCCGGUGCAGAAGGAGCUGGUGUACAACAAGCUGCUGCCCUACGGCGACCAGCUGGAGGCCGAGGCCGACCGCCUCCUCGCCCAGAUCAAGAUCAACCUCAGCCGAGCCGUUCAGCUGCAGGAACUCUGGCCCGGAGGCCUCUUCUGGACAAGGAAGCUCUCCACGUAUCUGCGGCUCUUUGGGAGAAAGUUUAGCAAAGAAGAUCAUGUUCUUUUCAUCAAGCUUUUGUAUGAGUUAGUAACAAUUCCAAAGCUGGAGAUCAGCAUGAUGCAAGGAUUUGCUCGCCUCUUGAUAAAUCUGCUAAAGAAGAAAGAACUCCUUUCAAGGGAUGACUUAGAGUUACCAUGGAGACCUCUUUAUGAAAUGUUGGAGAGGAUAUUGUACUCGAAGACAGAACAUCUUGGGUUGAAUUGGUUUCCAAACUCUGUAGAAAGCGUUUUAAAAACCCUUGUGAAAAACUGUCGCCCGUAUUUUCAAGUAAAUGCAACGGCAGAGAUGCUAGAUGAAUGGCGGCCUUUAAUGUGUCCCUUUGAUGUUACCAUGCAGAAGGCCAUCACUUAUUUUGAAUUGUUUCUUCCUACCACUCUGCCUCCAGAACUUCACCACAAAGGCUUUAAACUCUGGUUAGAUGAGUUUUUAGGCCUUUGGGUUUCUGUUCAGAAUCUUCCGCAAUGGGAGGGGCAUCUAGUCAACAUUUUUGCACGCUUGGCUACUGAUAAUAUAGGCUACAUUGACUGGGACCCCUAUGUUCCAAAGAUAUUUACUAGAAUACUGCGAAGUUUGAAUCUUCCAGUUGGAAGCAACCAGGUGUUAGUUCCAAGGUUCAUAACGAAUGCUUAUGAUAUAGGGCAUGCAGUCAUGUGGAUCACAGCUAUGAUGGGUGGACCGAGUAAGCUUGUACAGAAGCACUUGUCUGGGUUAUUCAAAAGCAUUGCCUCGUUUUACCAUCCCUCAAAUAAUGGUCGCUGGUUGAACAAGCUCAUGAAGCUACUUCAGCGGCUACCAAGUAGUGUUGUCAGAAGAUUGCAUCGUGAGCGAUACAAGAAGACAACUUGGCUUACACCUGUGCCUGAUAGCCAUAAACUUACUGACCAGGAUAUCACAGACUUUGUAGAAUGUAUUAUUCAACCUGUCCUCCUGGCUAUGUUUAGCAAAACUGGAAGCUUAGAGGCAGCCCAAGCUCUGCAGAACCUUGCACUAAUGCGUCCUGAGUUGGUAAUCCCACCAGUACUUGAAAAAACAUACCCUGCACUGGAGACUUUAACAGAACCUCAUCAACUCACGGCCACCUUAAGCUGUGUAAUUGGAGUAGCUCGUAGCCUGGUAUCCGGGGGCAAGUCAUUUCCUGAAGGUCCAACGCACAUGUUACCUCUGUUGAUGAGAGCGUUGCCUGGUGUGGAUCCAAAUGACUUUAGCAAAUGCAUGAUCACAUUCCAGUUUAUUGCAACAUUUUCUACUCUUGUGCCUUUAGUAGAUUGUUCGUCAGUAUUACAAGAGAGAGAUAACCUCACAGAGGUGGAGAGAGAAUUGUGUUCUGCAACUGCUGAAUUUGAAGAUUUUGUACUGCAAUUUAUGGACAGAUGUUUUGGACUUAUAGAAAGCAGCACACUGGAGCAAACAAGAGAAGAGACUGAAACAGAAAAGAUGACUCAUUUGGAAAGUUUGGUAGAAUUAGGCCUAUCUUCUACUUUCAGCACAAUUCUCACACAGUGUUCAAAGGAGAUAUUUAAGGUUGCCUUGGAGAAGGUUUUUAAUUUUGCCAUUUCAAAUAUAUUUGAGACAAGAGUGGCUGGUCGUAUGGUGGCUGACAUGUGCCGAGCAGCUGUGAAAUGCUGUCCUGAGGAGUCUUUGAAGCUCUUUGUUCCCCAUUGCUGCAACGUUAUAGCACAUCUUACUCUCAAUGAUGAUGUCUUGCAUGAUGAAGAGUUAGAUAAGGAGCUCCUGUGGAACCUCCAGCUUUUGUCAGAGAUCACUCGUGUGGAUGGGAAGAAGUUGCUGCCAUACAGCGAGCAGCUUGUGAAGAUUCUUCAGCGAACCCUCCACUUAACCUGUAAGCAGGGUUACAUUCUGUCUUGUAACCUACUGCAUCAUCUUCUUCGUUCUACUACACUUAUCUACCCCACAGAAUACUGCAGUGUGCCAGGUGGUUUUGACAAGCCUCUUUCUGAAUACUUUCCUAUCAAGGACUGGGGUAGACCUGGUGAUCUACGAAGUCUCAACAUCCAGUGGCAUGUUCCUUCUGCUGAAGAGACAGCUUUUUCUUUCUACCUGCUGGAUUCUUUUCUCCAACCAGAGCUUGACAAGCUAGUACGUUAUGCAGAUGCAGAUCUUGAAAUGUCCAGAGAUGAUGUGCAGCAGUGUCUCACUAUAGUGCACAAUUGCCUGAUUGGGUCGGGGAACAUUCUGCAACCUUUGAAAGGAGAGAGAGUAGCUCACCUGGUUCCAAGUCUGGUGUCUUUAGAAGAGAUCAAACUUUAUACUGGUGUUGACUAUGAUUUGUCAAGAGAGAAUUACAGGGAAACAAUUGCCAGGGUUACAAGGAAGCUCCUACAUUAUGUACUUGACCACUCUGAGGAUGAUACCAAGUCGUUGUUUCUCAUCAUAAAGAUCAUUAGUGACCUUUUACAUUUCCAAGGUUCUCAUAAGCAUGAGUUUGAUUCACGAUGGAAAAGCUUUAACUUGGUGAAGAAAUCAAUGGAGAAUAGGCUUCAAGGAAAGAAACAGCAUAUCAGAGCGCUGCUGAUUGACAGAGUCAUGUUACAGCAUGAGUUAAGAACACUCACUGUGGAAGGCUGUGAAUAUAAAAAAAUUCACCAGGACUUGAUUAGGGACCUUCUUCGUUUGUCCACAAGUUCAUAUGGCCAGGUCAGAAGCAAAGCUCAGCAUGCGUUCUUCACUGCCCUGGGGACUUAUAACUUCUGUUGCAGGGAUAUUAUUCCUUUAGUUUUGGAGUUUUUGCGGCCUGAUGCACGCAAUGUCACCCAGCAGCAGUUUAAAGGUGCCUUGUAUUGCCUUCUGGGAAAUCACAGUGGAGUGUGCUUGGCAAAUCUUCAUGACUGGGACUGCAUUGUCCAAACCUGGCCUGCAAUUGUCUCUUCUGGACUUAGCAAAGCAAUGUCUCUGGAAAAACCCUCUAUAGUCAGGCUAUUCGAUGACCUUGCGGAGAAGAUCCAUCGGCAGUAUGAAACGAUAGGAUUGGAUUUUGAAGUUCCAGAGAAGUGUGUUGAAGUGGCUGUUCUCAUGCAGAAAUCAGGGUACCCUCACAGUGGCUGGACUGGUCUUAGUCCAGAGGAGAUUCAGUUGGGAACGCAGCGGCAGAAAGAAAGGAAUGCUGAGUCCUCACAAAACUAUGAAAACUUGGUUUACAAGCUAUUAGAUUGUGUGGAUCAAAGAAAUCUCCCUUGGAAGUUUGAGCACAUUGGUGUUGGCUUUCUAUCACUGCUGUUGCGAGAUGACAGAGUGCUGCCAGCCAGAGCCAUAAAAUUCUUUGUGAAAUGUCUCAACCAUGAUGCACUAGUGGUUCGCAAGGUGGCGAUCUCUGCUGUGGCUGGCAUCCUCAAGCAGCUGAAGAGGCCUCAUAAAAAGGUGUCAAUAUGCCCUUUUCAAAUCAGUGGAGUCUCGUGGCCUUCUAAUAUUCAAGCUGGUGACAGGCCUGAUAACCAGUGGUUGCAUUAUGAGAGUGCCAAUUUACCAAAGACAAAACAAGCUUGGGAGUCCUGUUGUUUUGUGGAGAAAACACACUGGGGGUAUUACACCUGGCCUCAAAACAUGAAGAUUUAUGCUUCUGCAGAGCAGCAACCAAAACUUGGACGGAGUAGAAAUGAACUUUCAGAGGCAGAGCAAGUAAUUUAUGAUCACUUUUCUGAUCCAAAAUUUGUUGAGCAGUUGAUCAAGUUUCUUUCUUUAGAAGACAGGAAAGGAAAAGAUAAAUUUAACCCGCGCAGAUUUUGCCUCUUCAAGGGCCUAUUCAGAAACUUUGAUGAUGCCUUUUUGCCAGUACUGAAACCCCACUUAGAACGUCUAGCAGUAGAUUCCCAUGAAAGUCCUCAGAGAUGUGUAGCGGAAAUUAUAGCUGGUAUGAUAAGAGGGUCUAAACACUGGACAUUUGAAAAGGUAGAGAACCUCUGGAAACUUCUGUGUCCCCUUCUUAGAACAGCUUUAUCCAACAUCACAGUGGAGACUUACAAUGAUUGGGGAACAUGUAUAGCAACCUCAUGUGAGAGCAGAGACCCUCGGAAGUUGCAUUGGUUGUUUGAACUGUUGCUUGAGUCUCCGUUGAGUGGUGAAGGGGGGUCGUUUGUUGAUGCAUGUCGACUGUAUGUACUGCAGGGUGGCCUUGCACAGCAAGAGUGGCGUGUGCCAGAGUUGCUGCAUAGAUUGCUGAAGUAUUUGGAACCUAAACUCACCCAGGUUUACAAAAAUGUCAGAGAGAGGAUCGGAAGUGUGUUGACGUAUAUCUUCAUGAUAGAUGUCUCCUUACCAAAUACUGCUCCAACAAAGUCCCCCCAUGUCCAUCAGUUCACUUCCCGAAUACUUGAAAAACUCAAACCCCUUACGGAAGUGGAUGAAGAAAUUCAGAAUCAUGUUAUGGAAGAGAAUGGGAUUGGAGAUGAGGAUGAGCGGACUCAGGGCAUUAAACUCUUGAAAACCAUUCUCAAGUGGCUGAUGGCAAGUGCAGGAAGGGCCUUCUCCACAGCUGUUACUGAACAGCUUCAGCUUUUGCCAUUGUUUUUCAAGAUUGCUCCAGUAGAAAAUGAUAAUAGCUAUGAUGAACUGAAGAGAGAUUCCAAGACGUGCUUAUCAAUAAUGUCUCAGGGAUUGCUGUAUCCUCAACAAGUGCCUUUGGUACUACAGGUGCUAAAACAAACAUCAAGGAGUAGUUCCUGGCAUGCUAGGUACACGGUGCUAACCUACCUCCAGACCAUGGUAUUUUAUAAUCUUUUUAUCUUCCUAAACAAUGAAGAAGCAGUAAAUGAUAUCCGAUGGCUCGUUAUAAAGCUGCUAGAAGAUGAACAGCUUGAGGUGAGAGAGAUGGCUGCCACGACGUUGAGUGGCCUACUACAGUGCCAUUUUCUGGUGAUAGAUGACCCCCUGCAGACUCACUUUGAGGAGCUCUGCAAGAGGAGACUCCCAAAGAAGAGAAAGCGAGACCUCAGCACUGUAGUGGAUACUAUUCCCCCUGCAGACUUAGUUAAGCGCCAUGCUGGUGUUCUUGGACUUAGCGCAUGCAUUCUGUCCAGUCCUUACGAUGUACCCACGUGGAUGCCUCAACUGUUGAUGGAUCUUAGUGCACACCUGAAUGAUCCUCAGCCUAUUGAAAUGACAGUUAAGAAAACAUUGUCCAACUUCCGGAGGACUCACCAUGACAACUGGCAGGAGCACAAGCAACAAUUCACUGAUGACCAGCUGCUCGUCCUUACUGACCUUUUGGUAUCACCUUGCUAUUAUGCAUAAGAAGGUUCUUAGGAAAACAAGGGCCUACUCCCAGUUCUGAAAAAAUAAAGGAAACUCAAAACUAAUUUAUUGUCUAUAGAACCCUUUUAGACCUGGUAACUGAGGCUUAAGGCUUUUUUAAAAAAGGAUACUCUGAAUCUCAAUAGAGAGGAACCUGUUAACCAAGAAUUUCUACUGUAUUGGGGAGGCUGUGAUGUCCCUGAAUUUGAUCAUGACAUUUUUUCAUAUCUUCAUGCAAAUGCCUUGCAUUAGUAGCAGUCCUGACUUUUCUCCCCUUUUUGUAUAACAGGGCACUUUUUUUCUUUUCCCCUUUUAUGUACUCAACACCUUGUUCAUGCAUCACAAAAGGACUUUUGAACAUAUAAUCCACAAUCUGAACAUUUAGCAUUAAAAUGCUUGCAAUUUUGGGUGCCCCAAGUCCUCUGAUCUACUUGCAAAAUGCCAGGUAUCCAUGAACUGCAGACCAUUUAAUUGUAAUGAUAGGCCAGAAAUGUCCUCCUCAAAGGUACUAGAGUUCUGGCCUAAUUUUUUGCUCCCAUGAAAUCCUGGGCUAUGCAGAACUUUGAUCUGGCCUCCUUUUCAAAAGUCUUAACUUCUGAGCACAUACCUUAACGUUCUACUGUUAAAUAGAUCUAUACAAUAGAGAAUAGGGGUAUUUUCCAUGGCCAGGAUUUUCAAUAAGAGUCUUCACCCAGGUACCAAACCUUUUACUUUUUUGCCUAACUAUGCAGGUGGCUGUCUGUGUAGACCUUUUCAGUUCAUCAGAGCCAAUGGAUAAUAAUGAUGCUUGGCUCUCAGCUGUUCUUUUGUUUAAGAGACUGAAAAGAAUGUACAUAUGUUAAUAGUGAGUGGGCAUACACUUUUUAAAUAAAAUGUCCCAGUUUGCUAGUUCCACAUCUUCCCAUUUUCUCCACCUCCUCACCUUGGAACAAAUAACUUGCAUAAAAAUGGAAGUACUGUAUCUUUCUUACCCCCUACCCAUCCUCAUUUCCCAAUUCCCUAUAUAACUCUGGUGGCUAUUGGCUGGCUGUUUGACAACAUGUUCCAUAUGUGUUACAUAGCUGUAAAAGACUGUAUAAAUUGUAGAGGCACUGCACUGGCAAAGCACUGUACAGUUUGCAGAAAUUUUGCAUAAUCCCAUUAUGAGAUUAACUUGUAAAGAAUCACAUUUCUAUGUGUCAAUAUAGUGCUUUCAGCUUUUGUAUCUGAUUCAAUUGCCAAUUCUGUUUUUUAAAUAUUCCUCCCCCCCUUUAAUGAGGUAACUUUUUAGGUUUUGACUUUCAUUUUUCUUAUUAGUGAGCCUGUUGAUUUUUAAUGUAAUUUCUAUGCAUGCCCCCUUCCUAGGAAUGCAAGCAGUCUCUUACUCUGAUGUGUGGUAAAUUACAGAGUGAAAGAAUACUUUAAAAUUUGAGAACUGUAUGUUUCCUUCUUCUGCACAUCUUGUACUUUUUCUUUUAUAAACAGGAAUAUAAACAUUUUUUUAAAUCAUUUGCCUGCUGGGAAACCAUACCACUAUUUUUAAAAACACAGCAGUGUGACCAGUACAGUAUCUUCCAAGAGUCUCAACACAUAGAAACAAUGGAUGUAUAGUGUAGUGCCAAAAUGCCGCCUUCUCCUUUCAGUUGUGUAUCUAGUUUAAAGCUGAAUAAAUAAGCUGUUUGUAA
Eublepharis macularius is the source of this 7371-nucleotide messenger RNA. It is a transcript of the gene PSME4, whose product is annotated as proteasome activator subunit 4. The transcript is spliced from 47 exons. Gene Ontology annotation, biological process: proteasomal ubiquitin-independent protein catabolic process. The record is from RefSeq and is a predicted model, not a curated record. Lineage: Eukaryota; Metazoa; Chordata; Lepidosauria; Squamata; Eublepharidae. Gene Ontology annotation, molecular function: peptidase activator activity; proteasome binding. Gene Ontology annotation, cellular component: spermatoproteasome complex; cytosol; nucleus. Bases 203 to 5707 code for a protein of 1834 amino acids.